ACCUCGCUAACUCAUUAAACUCGCUUCGUGGUACGCCCGUCUGGUCGGUAGUGAAUCACGGGCUUCUCUAUAGAGCUAUGCCUCCUUCGUACUGCCACCGAGCCGACCGCGAUCCCUGUCCGCUCUGCGCCUGCCGGAGGACGGCUAACAGCGCUGCGCUGAGUCGCUCUGCACCGACUACUGGGGCUGAGUUAGCCGCCGCAGCUAAUGGCUCCUUACAGUUCAGUAAGCCUUGCCACCAAUGCUGCGAAAAGACUACACGUAUUACAAGUAACGGUGAAAGAGGCAGGAAAAACCUAAACAUGAAGCGCAUGGAGCAGCGAGACAAGCAGCGAGAGACGAAGCCGGCGUUGUCUGCGAUGAUGGCGACCUUGAAAAACCACGCUAAGUAUAAAACUACCAAGGUGCUUUGCUAACAAGCUGACUGAGCAUAUCAAAUGCGUAUUAUAACACGAAAUUGGCAGCUGCACAGAGAGAUUACAUGAGCUACUAGUGAGAAGCAACAGCAGCACUGGAAGCGGCAAUGACGCAAUACGCAGGCUCCUACGUCAGACGUUCUGUGGAUACUAACAUUCACCUAUUAGUCAUUCAUACCUUGUGUGAGGGGGAGAGUCCUGCUUCCAAAGACUUCAUUACCAUGUCUAAAAGGAAAUUAGUCACACUGAAAAUUCCACUCUCCUGUUUGUGAUCUAUAUUCAUGCAUAUUACUUUUUGACAUACCUCUAGAGGUCCCCCUUGUGGCCAUGCAGCCAUUCAAUUAGGUAACCCCAGGCUAAUCUACAGACAGUACUUAGCCAGUCAAUCCAGAAAAAGUCAGUCUUAUCCUUAGACCAUUUCUCGGUCAGCAGCAUGGCAGAAUUUCUGUACAGGCUGUGCCAUCCAGGCACAAAGACUACUUCACAAACUGUUGAGGAGCGUGGCAAAUGGGGUAGCAAAACGGAGUUCAUCCUGUCUGUGGCUGGUGCUAUUAUCGGACUUGGCAAUGUGUGGAGAUUUCCAUAUCUUUGCUACAAGAAUGGUGGGGGUGCAUUCUUCAUUCCAUACAUCCUAUUCCUUGUCACUUGUGGCAUUCCUCUGUUUGUACUGGAAACUGCGCUGGGCCAGUACACCAGUCUGGGAGGAAUCAUGUGCUGGAGGAAGGUCUGCCCUUUGUUUGAAGGCUUGGGAUAUGCCAGUCAAUUGAUCAUUUUCUACGGAAGUAUCAGCUACAUGGUGAUUUUAGCCUGGGCUUUUCUCUACUUUUUCUCCUCCUUUUCUGGAGAGCUGCCGUGGACCUCCUGUAAUAACAUGUGGAAUACAGAUGAAUGUGUGGUAAUAAACAACUAUAAUACCACAGCUAACUGGACCUCACCUGUGAAUGCCACAUCGUCUGUUAUAGAGUUUUGGCAACGACGGGUGUUACAUAUAUCCAGCGGCAUCGAGACUUUGGGAAAGGUACAGUGGGACCUUUCUUUGUGCCUUCUCCUGUCCUGGGUCAUCUGCUACUUUUGUGUGUGGAAGGGAGUGAGAUCCACAGGAAAGGCUACCUAUGUCACAGCCACAUUCCCUUUCGUCAUGUUGUUCGUGCUGUUUGUCAGAGGGAUGAGCCUUCCUGGAGCUUUCCAUGGUAUCAAGUACUACCUGUACCCCAAUCCUGCUCGGCUCGCUGACCCACAGGUGUGGAUGGAUGCUGGAACACAAAUAUUUUACUCCUACGCCAUAUGUUUGGGAUGCCUGACCACACUUGGGAGCUACAACAAGUACAACAACAAUUGCUACAGGGACUCGUUCUAUCUUUGCUUGUUGAACAGCGGGACCAGCUUUAUAUCUGGCUUUGCCAUUUUCUCAGUUCUGGGCUACAUGUCCGAGAAGAUGGGUGUCGACAUCACUGCUGUUGCUGAGAGUGGUCCUGGUCUCGUCUUCAUCGUCUACCCACAAGCUGUGACCCUGCUGCCAUGGCCUCAAGUUUGGUCCGCGUGCUUCUUCUUAAUGAUCAUCUUGUUAGGAAUAGACGGUCAGUUUGCUGGUCUUGAAAGCAUCAUGACAUCUUUUACAGAUGUCUUCCCUUCCCAUAUCCGAAAGGGAUACCGCAGAGAGCUUUGUCUGAUGCUGAUGUGUGCUCUUUGCUACAUGUUUGGUCUGUUGUUGGUGUCAGAGGCUGGCGCAUACAUUCUGCAGAUCUUUGAUCACUAUGUAUGCAGUGGUCCUACUCUUCUUCUGAUGGCAAUCUUUCAAUCAGUUACUAUUGGAUGGAUUUAUGGUGCUGAACGCUUCUGUGACAACAUUGAGGACAUGAUCGGCUACAAACCUCUAUCACUGAUCAAGUACUGCUGGCUGUAUGGCACCCCUCUGAUCUGCAGUGGAACGCUUGUGUUUUUGCUCCUGAGAUACACCCCGCUGAGGUUCAACAACUCCUAUGUGUAUCCUUGGUGGGCUUACUGGAUUGGCUGGUUUCUGGCCAUGUCGUCUCUCUCUUUGAUCCCAAUCACCAUGAUCUGCAAACUGGUCAAAGGAGAGGGGUCUCUCUUGCAGCGUUUCAAGACCAGCUCCCAGCCUGCAGGUGACCUCCCAGUGAUGGCUAAGGAGAUGUCGAGCGUCAAUGUAUCGCUGAGUGUUCGUCAUGGUGGGAAACACAGCCACAGUAAAUCAAAUGCCAAUCUUUAAAAACAAUUGGGUUUUUUUUUUUUUUUUUUUAUUAUGCUAAAACUAUUUAGAGUGGGUAGUUUCCUGUUAAUAUGGUGGGUUGUAUUAAUUAACUGAUACUGCUUUUAAGGUAAGAAGAAAUACAUAUUUUUUGUCAUUAAAUUAUAUUCAGCAUUGAUACAGAGGCUGAAUGUAAAGAUGCUACACUGAAUUGGAAUCUGUUUCCUAUAAAUUGAAUUUUAAAUAGCAGAAAAGGUUAAAGGUAGCAGUGGUGUUUCUGUAUAUUUUAGCUCACUUAACGCAAAAGCCUUCACAUUAUUACUGUCUAUAGCAGGCCAUUGUGUCUGCUGCAGGUUCAGCUUGUUGAUGUCUCAGUUCACAUCGCACGUGAAUACAUGUGCAGAUUAGUUUGAAAUGCAAAAAGAAAACUACUUAAGAAGAGAUUAACACUCAAAGACUAAUCUGCUUCAUCAGGAAUGUGUGGAUCAAGUUGGAGCAGAUUUUACUGACAGUGGUCACCGUGGCAACAUGAGCAAAAAGACUUGUCAAAUUCAGAUUGGGGUUGAGAAAAUGAGAAGAAUAAUUGCUCUCUCAAAUGGCUGCGAUGAAUGUGUGGCUGGAUCCAGUGUAGCUGAGCACAAAGACUGUAGUCGGGGAAACAGCAGGCCUAGUGCUGGAUCAAAGGUGAAUUUCAUUACCUUUGGGGGGAGCUGUAGAUGGUUCCCCCUGUUUUCACCUCGUUCUUUCCAUUGUUGUCCUCAGCCUCCUUUUUGUCUCAACUGCCUGAGCACUGACACACCAGGUUAUCCAUGCAAAUUUGUCAGUGAAAAUCUUCCAAGCUUCCAACACUGUCAGUAUUAUCUGCUUUCAAUUUUCUCGGAGACAUAUCAAUCCAUGUUGAUUUUCCUACUCUUCUGAUGUGAAUUUAAACUGUAACCUAUCAAAACAAAGCAACAUUAUCUACAUUAUAAAGAUUUUUUUUUAAUAUAUAUAUAUAUAUAUAUAUAUAUAUAUAUUAAGUGUGAUUAGUAAGAGAUAUUGCCUUUACCUGUCUAAAUAUUUUAUACAUUCAGAACAUAUUUUUUCCUAAUUUAUAUGUUUUAAACAUAUAAUAAGCCAAAUAAACACACCUCCUCAUUGCUGUCAAAAAAGUGUUAUAAUAUUUGUUGGCUGAAUUUAUUCAAGCAACAAUACAAGGUCUCAGACCAAUAAGACUUUUAUAUUAAAUUAACUUUAUCCAAUAAGCUUGACUUUAUCUUUUAAAAAAAAAAAAAAAAAAAACAUCAAUAAGGGCUGGAGAUCUAAAUGUGUUUUCAGAAUUACGCCCCCCUAGUUACACAUUCCUUAACUGAUCCAGGCUCAGUGGUCGGGGUGGUGGUCUUGCAGUGGUGCACAGAACAGAUUUGAACUGUACCCUCCUCUCAGGGGACAAACCUUCCAGCUUUGAGGUAUUGACGUUUAAAAUCAACUCUCACUUCCCCUUGUGCUGCAUUAUUUACCACCCGCUAAAACACAAUAAUAAUGUUUUUUUAGGGGUGCCCAGGUAGCUCAACUGGUUGAGCGGACAACCCAUGAACAGAGCCUGUAGUCCCUGAUGCAGCAGCCUAUGUUCAAACCAACUCAUGGCCCUUUGCUGCAGUUCUUCCCCUGAUUCUUCUCUCCCUACUUUCCUGUCUGCCUCUAUACUAACCUGUCCAGUAAAACCAACAAAAGGCCAAAAAUGAUCUUUAAAAAAAUUUUUUUUUAACAGAUUCCUUCAAUUUUAUUUCUUCUACUGUUCUUAGUUCUGAUCACAUUUUAUUAGUUGGUGAUUUUAAUAUUCAUGCUGAAAAAUCCAACCACAAAAUUGUUUUACAUCAGAAUUUUUAACUAUAUGUGACUCUUUUAAUCUAAAACAACAUGUGUCAUCUCCUACACAUGAACAUGGCCACUAUUGACCUAGUUUUUACCCUGGGUUUAGAUUUUAAGUCUCUCUCCUUAAGAGAUUUUAUUGGAUGGUUUUAUUUGAUUUUAAUUGCACCAUCCUAAGCACACAGUGUACAUGUAACAUUAAAAAAGCAACUCGGCUUCCAAUUUUGCAGCUACCUUCCGUACUGAUGAUUUCAGUCAAUGUAAGAGCAGAAAAGACACGUCAAUCUUUUCAAUAAUAUGUUACAAAUCUCAUGACCAUAUAUCGCCAGUUACAGCUAGACCAUGUCGUCCCUCCAACCCAAGGCCAUAGUAUAAUAAAAGUAUCAGAAAGCUAGAAAGAGAAUGUCACUUUCAACCCACAUAACACAUGCAGCAAGAAACCUGGGAGUCAUCUUUGAUCAGAACCGUAGCUUUAACCAACACAUCAAGACUUUAGUCCAACCAUGCUGCAAACAACUUAGAAAAAUCACAAAGAUUGAAUCAGUUCUCUCCAAAAACAAAACCGAGCAACUUAUACACGCUCUAAUUUUCUCCCACCUUGACUAUUGUAACUCUCUAUUCACCUACCUCAACAACUCAGCAAUCAGCCGGUUACAGUUGGUUCAGAACUCGGCAGCAAGACUUCUCACAAACACUUGACCAUUGCACACCUAACUGUGGUUCUGACACUAUUACACUUGGUCCCCAUUUAUUAUGGAAUCCAGUUCAAAAUUAUGUUGCUAAUAUCUCUAAAAGACUUAGUCCCACACAAUAUAUCAGAACUUUUAGUACCUUAUUCUCCACGAUCCAGGCUCAGUACUAAGGGGAACCUUUGUGCUUUUACUGUUUUAGCACCAACAUGAUGGAACAAGCUUCCCUGGCUGUCAGAACAGCAGUCAGUUCCUUAGUUUAAAACUUUUAAAAACACAGCUGGACAAGCAUUUUUAUAAAUCUUUAUGCUUGGUUAUUGGUCUUUUUAAGUUCCUUUACAAUGUUUUCACUGAUGUUUUUUGUUCUUUUACUGUUUUAUCUAAUGUUUUGGGUAUCUCAGCGCUUUGUGAAUCACUUUGUAGCCUGUUUUAAAGGGUGCUACAGAAAUAAAGUUUAUUAUUAUUAUUAUUAU
Molecule: messenger RNA, 5635 nt
Organism: Amphiprion ocellaris (clown anemonefish)
Lineage: Eukaryota; Metazoa; Chordata; Actinopteri; Pomacentridae
Gene: slc6a11a
Product: solute carrier family 6 member 11a
Exons: 14
Coding region: 850-2643 (597 amino acids)
Biological process (GO): sodium ion transmembrane transport
Cellular component (GO): membrane
Source: RefSeq, a predicted model, not a curated record